AUGCAAAACAUUAAUUACCAAGAGAGUAAAUUUUUAGUUUGAAUGCUUUAGAAAACAUCUCCUUAAAGAUGUCAAGUAUUAUGGAUAUCUACUGCCAAACCAAUUGAUUCUAGCUACAGUAAAAUGUUUACUUAUAAAUAAUAGGUUAAAUAGUCAUAGACACCUAAAUAUAAUGUGCCUUUAUUAUUAACUACUUUAAUACAUUUUAUCUCUUAAUAGCAUUCAUAAGAGACUGAAUAGUUUGGUUUUUUAUAUAAAGAACAAUUCAAAUAUUUUUAUGCGAACCCAAAUAUCAUAUUAUAACUUAAAGAACUUUUGGCUUGCAAAGUUAUGUUUAAAGAAAUUAGUGAUUUCUAUUAUCCAAUAAGUAUGUUGGGAGAGGAGGUUCUUCAAGAGUAUAACAUUGAUUUACCGUUUAGGUUUAUUUAGUGAUGAAAAAGGGCUCUAAAGAUUAAUAUGCUUCGAAGUGCGUUGAUAAACGAUACUUAAUAGAAGAUGGAGGAUUUGUAAUCAUUUGAAUAUAAACAUAGAAUCGAUUAUUUAAUGAGAUAUAACUGAUGUAAAAGAUGAACCAUCCAAAAAUAAUACACUUAGAAGAACUUUUUGAAGGAGAAAAUAAAUUUUAUUUGAUUUUAAAGUAUUUAUAAGGUUAGAGUUUACAUGAGUCAUUCAAUAAGAGAUAAGUUAUUUUUGAAUAGGAAUAAAUAUAAACUAUUAUGUUUGUAAAAGAAUUUGUUAAUUUUAGUAACUCUUGACAGCGCUUUAGUAUAUGCAUUCUUUAGGUAUUAUGCAUAGAGAUUUAAACCCUGAAAAUAUUAUGUUUAAAUAUCAAAAUACUUAUGAUGAAUUAAAAGUUGUCGAUUUUGGAUUAGCAACAUCAAUAUAUGCUGAAACUUAUCCUUAUCCUAAAUGUGGAACUUCUGGUUAUGUUGCUCCUGAAAUUGCUAAUCUUAAAGAUUUAAAUUAAAAAUAUGAUUUGAUUUGUGAUAUGUUUAGUGUUGGUUGUAUCUUCUAUAAAUUGUAAAUAGAGUUUUAUUAUUUAGAUUGACAGGUAAAGAGUUAUUUCCAGGAACAGAUUAUAAAGAAAUAUUAAAAUUAAAUAAAAAGUGUUAAAUCAAUGAUGAACUUCUUACUUUAUAUAGAGCACCAAAGGAAGCUAUAGAAUUGAUUGCUUAAUUAUUAAAGAUUAAUCCAAAAGAAAGAAUAUCAGAUUAAGUAGCAUUACAACAUAAUUAUUUUUAAUCAAAAUUUUAAACUAAAAGAGGUAAAUUUUAAUAAAAUAACAAUAAAUACACACCAGCGUUUUAAACUCAAAAUUUUCAUCCAAAAGAUAAUCAUUAAUAAUAAAAUUUUCAUUAGGAAGAUGAUAUAGUUGAAGAAGAAAAUGCUUAUUCUCUUAAAGUACCUGUAAUGCAAAAUAUGAAAACCUUUGGUCAAUUUGUUUGUAAAAUAAAAUAAUAAGUUACACCGACUUUGGCAAGAAGAAACUUUAAAAAAUUUUACACUUCAGACUUUAAUUCAGCAUUAUCCCCAAACUCACCUAAUCCAUUAUUAACUGAAAAUAAACCAUCUUUAAUUAUCAAUUCAUAAAAUUAAGAAUUGGUUAAUGAAAUUAAUACAAAAAAUGAGCAUUAAAUUAAUUAAAUGGGCUAAAUAAAUGAAGAAUAAGAAGAUUAAUUAUAAUAAAAUAUGUGA
Paramecium pentaurelia is the source of this 1695-nucleotide messenger RNA. NCBI's taxonomy places the organism in Eukaryota, Ciliophora, Oligohymenophorea, Peniculida, Parameciidae. The record is from the annotation of a GenBank genome assembly.